This is a messenger RNA of Rana temporaria (common frog), 865 nucleotides long. RefSeq names its product gastrula zinc finger protein XlCGF7.1-like. Bases 1 to 837 code for a protein of 278 amino acids. The transcript is spliced from 2 exons. Gene Ontology annotation, molecular function: DNA-binding transcription repressor activity, RNA polymerase II-specific. The record is from RefSeq and is a predicted model, not a curated record. Gene Ontology annotation, biological process: negative regulation of transcription by RNA polymerase II. NCBI's taxonomy places the organism in Eukaryota, Metazoa, Chordata, Amphibia, Anura, Ranidae.
AUGGGGUCCUGGGUGGAAUUAGCCCAGAGGUUGAAAUCCCCAAGUAGCAGGAGGUGUUUGGUUUUCAAGGUGUACGUCGAGAUGAAUUCGGUGAGAGAGGAACCUCAGACUGUGAGGGACGGUGCCGUCCUUCCAACAGAGAAGAGGUUUUCCUGUACUGAGUGCGGGAAGAGUUUCCAUUCUAUAUCCAAAUUUGAUGUGCAUAAAAGAACUCACACGGGAGAAAAACCAUAUUCCUGUCCUGAGUGUGGAAAUAGUUUUUCUCAAAAGUCUUAUCUUCAAAUACAUCAGAGGUUCCACACAGGUGAGAAGCCGUAUUUUUGUCCUGAGUGUGGAAAAAGUUUUUCACAAAAUUCUAAUCUUAAAAAACAUCAGAGGCUCCACACAGCUGGGAAACCAUAUUCCUGUCCUGAGUGCGGGAAUUUUUUUUCACACAAGUCCACUCUUUACAGCCAUCAGAGGUCUCACACAGGGGAGAAACCUUAUUCAUGUCCUGAGUGCAGCAAAUCUUUUUCACGAAAGUCCCAUCUUUACAUACAUCAGAGAUCUCACACGGGGGAAAAGCCAUAUUCCUGUUCUGAGUGCGGGAAAUGUUUUAUACAAAAAUCAGAGCUUGUCACACAUCAGCGAUCUCACACGGGGGAGAAGCCGUAUUCCUGCCCUGAAUGCGGGAAAUGUUUUUCAAAGAAGUUCAAUCUUAACACACAUCAGAGAUUGCACACAGGGGAAAAGCCAUUUUCCUGUCCUCAGUGUGGGAAAUGUUUUUCGCAGAGGUCCAAUCUUUACUCGCAUCAGAGAUCUCACACGAGGCAGAACCUACUUUCUUGUCCUGAGUGAGGGAAUUGUUCCUCACUGAAGUCCUGUC